UCAAGCAGAGGCAAAAAUAACUUGAGAUCUUUGUAGAGAGAGAAAUAAGUUAGGGCAUUGAGAGAGAGAACUUGAUUUUAAGCAAUGGAUGUGAAAAACGUGCUUCACAUGAAUGAAGGGGGAGGGAAGACGAGCUACGCUGCAAAUUCUUCGCUCCAGAAACAUGGAUUGGAGGUGGUUAAGCCUAUAACGGAAGAUGCAGCAAGGGACAUGCUUUCUGCCCAUUUGCCCGACAGCUUGGGGAUCGCCGAUCUCGGCUGCUCUUCCGGCCCCAACACUUUCUAUGCUCUCAUCACCAUCAUCCGAGCAGCGUGUUUGGAAUACCAGCGAUACAAGAAACCGCUGCCGGAGUUCCGAGUCUACCUUAAUGACUUGCCAGGGAAUGACUUCAACUCAAUUUUCCGGGCACUGCCUGCAUUUUACGAGUCGGUGAGGGAGAAAGAUGGUGUUUUGGGGUCGUGUUUCGUUGCCGGUGUGGCUGGCUCUUUCUAUGCUAGAAUCUUUCCGGCAAACAGUUUGCACUUCGUUCAUGCGUCUUACAGUCUCAAUUGGCGCUCACAAGUUCCUUUGGGGCUAUACAAUGAGGAGGGCAUGCCCCUUAACAAGGGUCACAUAUACAUAGAUGAGGCUAGCCCGCCAGAGGUGGCACAAGCCUAUCUUCAACAAUUUCAAAAGGAUUUCUCUUCAUUUUUAGGGUUUCGCUCACGAGAAAUAGUAAGAGGUGGAUACAUGGUGCUAAUAUUUUUUGGUCGCACUGCAAGACAAGAAGCUGAUAAGGAAUUUUUCUCUCUAUGGAAAGUAUUAAAUCAAGCCAUAUUGAGUUUGUUUUUCAAGGGACUUAUAGACAAGGAGAAGUUGGAUUCAUUUGAUUUACCCUUUUAUAGUCCAUCUGUAAAAGAAGUUGAAGAAGAGGUAAAGAGAGAAGGGUCAUUCACACUUAAGCGUUUUGAGCAGCUACCAAUAGCUCCUUGGGGUGCUAAUGACAAUGGGAAAGACUUGGCUUUUAUCCUGAGAGCUGUGAUGGAGCCCUUGACCAAAUAUCAUUUUGGAGAGGAGCUCAUGGACUUACUGUUUGAAGAAUAUGCUAGGCUACUCCAGUUGGAAAUAAAUGAAGGAAAGAAGAAACUGAUUCACUUUGUUCUUGUGUUGAAAAGAACAAAUUGAAUCACUUUGAUGCUCCAACCACUAUUCCUUAUAGUUUUCGUGUUUCUGUGUUGAAGCUUGGUCCAUAAUUGAAGUGUCUGAUAUUGGGGUUUCUAUUUCUUGGUUUUCCCUUUCGGGUCGGUGAGUGGUGAAAUUGUAAUCCUCUGUUAUAUUCUGGUUUUGGCAUCCCAACUACCAAACCAGGAGUCCGCUUUCUUAGAAAAGUCUAUGUCAUCAUAUCUGGGCUUUUGAGAAGAACUUCGAGGGUUACAGUCCUCAAACCUUCUUCAUCCAAACAUAUAUAUCUACCAUUAAGCCAAUGCCUAAGGGACUAUUGCGGCUAUCUUUGUUCGCAGAUUAUGUACUAGUAAUUUCUUGCUAAAUUUGUGGGGAGCUUGAUUUGGAGUUUAUGUAUGCCGAUAUAUGAUCACUAUUGCAAGAUAAGUCUUUCCUCAGGUUACUUA
Messenger RNA from Amborella trichopoda, 1607 nucleotides. Its product is annotated as putative jasmonic acid carboxyl methyltransferase 2. Gene Ontology annotation, molecular function: methyltransferase activity. The record is from RefSeq and is a predicted model, not a curated record. NCBI's taxonomy places the organism in Eukaryota, Viridiplantae, Streptophyta, Magnoliopsida, Amborellales, Amborellaceae.